AUGGCGGCGUGGCUGACGCCCGGCGCGGUGGUGGCGGUCUCCGAGCACGGCGACGGCAAUGGGACGCUGCAGCUGGUGCUGCAGGUGGUGGACGUGCGGAUGGUAAAAAACGUCGAGAACCCCUCCGCCGAGUGCUUCCGGAUGGUGCUCUCCGAUGGUGUCUACACGAUGCAGUCCAUGCUCGCCACCGCCGAGAACACGCGCGUCCGGGAUGGCUCCAUCCAGAAGGGCUCAAUUAUCCACCUCCAGGAGUUCACCUGCAGCACCAUCCAGAACCGCAGGUUCAUUAUUGUUAGCAAACUUUAUGUUCUGCAAAGUGAGUGCAACAUAAUGGGAAACCCCAAACCCUAUGAGAUGAGGAACCAACCUAAUGAGCAGGUCACCAACUUACUGGCCAAUGCUGCUCAAGCUAAUACUGGCAUUACCCCUGUUAGUGCUUUGAACCCAUACCAAACUAUAUGGAAGAUCAAGGCUAGGGGUGGAGAAAUCCGUGCAACAUGCUUCAAUGCGCAGGCUGAUCAGUUUUUCGACCUCAUUGAGGUUGAUAAGGUGUACCUGAUAUCUAAAGGGUCGGUGAAACCAGCACAGAAGAAGUUCAACUCUUUGAAUCAUGAGUAUGAAAUAACUCUGGAUUUCAAAACAUCUAUUGAAGUCUGCAUUGAUGAUGAUAGCAACAUCCCUAGGCAGCAGUAUAAUUUCCGGCAGAUAAGCGAAAUUGAGAACAUUGAGGCAGGUGCUAUUGUGGAUUUGGUUGGGAUUGUUACAUCAGUUGGUCCUUCUGCCAUGAUAAUCCGAAAGGAUGGCUCAGAAGCCCAGAAAAGAACUCUUCAACUGAAAGACAUGUCUGUUCGGAGCAUGGAAAUAAUCCUUUGGGGCAAAUUCUGUGAUGCAGAGGGACAUCAACUGCAGUUGCUGUGUGAUUCAGAUUCAAACCCUAUACUGUCUCUCAAAGGUGGACGUGUUAGUGAUUUCAGUGGUAGAUCUGUGGUCACAAUCAGCUCAACUCAGUUAAAAGUAAACCCAGAUUUUCCAGUGGCUGAAAGGCUGAAGCAGUGGUACAUAACUGAAGGAAAGAAUACUGCUUGCAUUUCUUUGUCUCGGGGAAUAUCAAACAUGAGCGGGAAUCAUGUGCUGAAAACAAUUGCACAGAUCAAGGAUGAGAACCUGGGGCGAUCAGAUAAGCCUGACUUCAUCACUGUUAGGGCUGUACUCUCACAUGUGGGAGCUGAUAAAUUCUGUUAUCAAGCUUGUUCCUUGGAGCUUAAUGGUAAGCAAUGUUGUUCCUUGGAUCUUAAUGGUAAGCGAUGCUACAAAAAGGUGAUGAGAAAUGGUGAUGGGACAUGGUAUUGUGAUAAAUGCAAUCAGCGCACUGAAAAUUGUGAGUACAGGUACAUGCUUUCGUGUCAGAUCAAGGAUCACACUGGUACUACUUACGUUACUGCAUUCCAAGAGGCUGGUGAAGCAAUAUUAGGCCACACGGCGCAAGAGCUUUUCAUGAUACGAAAUGUAGAACAAGAUGACCUGAGAUUCACAGAAGUCAUGCAGGCGGUCCUUUGGCGUGAAUACCUAUUCAAGCUGAAAAUCGAUGAGCAAACCUAUAACCGUGAGCAGCGUGUGAAAUGCACCAUCAUUGGUGUCAAGAAGCUGGAAGAGACCAACAACCUUUUGAAGGAUGUUUCGCGCCCAGUUCUGAAGGAUGAUUCGUCCUACACCCCAAACGUUGGCUCUGCCAAUUUGGAAGCUAGACAGAGCAUGCUAACCUCCAGCAAUGCUAACCUCCAGCUAGACAGAGCAAGCUACAGCUCCAGCAUGCUAGCCUCCAGCAAUGUGGGUGCCACAGGCUUUGCACAGUCGAACUGGAUGCCUACUCCACCAUCAGCUUCAUCCGAUGGUUGUGAUUUCAAUGGUGGCUUUGGUUUUUUGGAUCAGUCGGCAGUGAGGGGAGCCCCACUGUGCUUCAAAUGCAACCAGCCUGGGCACUGGUUUAAGGACUGCCUUGUCUGA
Miscanthus lutarioriparius is the source of this 2004-nucleotide messenger RNA. Lineage: Eukaryota; Viridiplantae; Streptophyta; Magnoliopsida; Poales; Poaceae. The record is from the annotation of a GenBank genome assembly.